AUACUAGUGUUGAGCCACGCUCGCGCAGUCGCGUUUGAAUCCACGACCAGAAACAACGUCAGUUCGACGAUAAAAUAUUUUUGAAUUUCGAAUAGAAUGUUUGGCUGCAGUUUUAACAGUCAAUUGUUUUUAGUGACGUUUAGUACAAAUGACUACUAGUUAACUGUGAUAUUUAAGUGAUUAAGUGCAAUUAAAUUGGGAAUUACGUCGAGUUGUUUUCGUAUUGUUUAUUACUUCAUUAACAAAGAUGAACCAACUACCGUACGUCCUACUGGCGUGCCUGGCGUCACUGAUGGUCAACGCAAAACCAAGUCAAACUGAAACAAAAGUCGAAGUGAUCAAGAGUGAAGGUGUUGAGUCACUAGCAUCAGUUGAUGGAACUCAAGGGGGCGAUGCAGAGCAGAGUGCGAGACAGAAGCGAUGGUACAACUUCUACGGCUACGGGUACCCAGCAGCGCCCUUCCAAGCGGCUGGAUCUUUCGACCAGCAGGGAGACACCUUUCUAGAAAUCUAUAGAAAGCUAAAAGACAUCUCCAGCUUAGUCAGAAACCCAAGUCAGCAAGCGCCGCCGCCACAGAUCCCAAUCUACAUCCCAGUGCUGUUCGUCCCCCAGCGCUGCAACUGCGGCGGACAAAACGACUCUGUCAAUGUUACCAACCGUUUCCCCGAAAUGGACGAUACCAGGCAGAACUGGGGCAUUGUGACUGUUGACGAGGAAGACAACACUACGUAUAAUAGGCCUAUAUCCUUCCAGCCAAUUCUUCCAGAGGAGCCUUUGGACAGACCUCCUCCGCCGGUCGAGCACGGGAGCGCUCAAGGAGGCGUGGGUGCUCCUGCAGCACCACCAGUUCGCCCGCAGCCGCCGACACGACCCCCGCCUGCUCGAGGGCCACCAGCGGGAGCCUCUGGCCCUCCGAGGGUUCCCAGCUUUGCUGGUGGUAACCCUGCUAGUAACAACACUCCGGGCAGCGCGCAGGAGCCCAGUCUGUGCGACGGGGCAGUCCUCAGCUGCUGCCUCCGACCCAAAGUGACCUACGAGUGCUUCGCGUCUCAGGGCUGCGACAACAUCUCACAAAUCGCGUUCAACGGCGCAUGCGCCCCAAGUAACCUUCUCAAUAUUGUGAAUAAGUAUCAAAGGUUCUACGCCUCCAGGGCUGGUUGAUUUGUGUUCAUUGACAAUUUGUGGUUUAAGUGUUUGACAGUGUUUAAAUGUAAUGUGGUUUUGCUGUUGCAAAUGCUUACAUGUUCCUAUUUUAAGUUAAUGCGUUAGUGUAGUAACCUCAGUUUGACCUCCUUCCAAGCUUGUUUUUCGUUGUCGUGUUGAAUAUUUUUUCUGUAAGUAUUCUUGUAUUUUUUAUGAGCCAUCCCGUACUUUUCUUCUUAAAAUCUGUUCAUAAUUAAAUAAUACUUAUGUAUUAAAUCAAUCAUAGAAAAAUCUUAUAUUUUGAACAGACUUGAAAACUAUAUACCUACUCACACACACUCAUUAUUUUUCAAUAGUACGUACAUAGGUUUGCAAUGAAUCAUAUAAAUAUUACAUAGCUUUGUAUAGUACUUAUAAUAAAACAAGUGAAAGUAAAUAUAAGCUUAAAUGGUUGAGAUAAUUAAUACUUUACAGUUUAUACAUAUAGUAUAAUAUGUAUAUAUUUAUUUUAUGGUGUAUCGAAUCAUCACACUUGAGUGUAAGUUUACAAGGAGUACUUAUCAUAGUAAUGCUGAGAUAGAAAAUAUAAAUAAAUUAUUUUUACACUAAA
Messenger RNA from Plutella xylostella (diamondback moth), 1754 nucleotides. RefSeq lists its product as uncharacterized. NCBI's taxonomy places the organism in Eukaryota, Metazoa, Arthropoda, Insecta, Lepidoptera, Plutellidae. The record is from RefSeq and is a predicted model, not a curated record.